This is a messenger RNA of Fusarium venenatum, 708 nucleotides long. RefSeq lists its product as uncharacterized. Lineage: Eukaryota; Fungi; Ascomycota; Sordariomycetes; Hypocreales; Nectriaceae. The record is from RefSeq and is a predicted model, not a curated record. Gene Ontology annotation, molecular function: acyltransferase activity, transferring groups other than amino-acyl groups.
AUGUCUCACAUCACCUUGCGCGAUGCAAGCUACUUUGAACUCACCGAAAUCGCCCAUGUCAUGUCAAAGGCGUUUUGGGAUGACGAGCUCUUCGGUGAUAUAAUACAUCCUCAUCGAAACAUCUUUCCAGAUGAUCCACAUCUGUACUGGCUGCGACGGGCACGCGUCAACUACUGGGAUUAUCGCUGGCGAUUUAUCGUUGCUGUAGCCAAGGACAGUAGUGGAAAGGAAGUCAUCGCUGGUAUUGCGCAAUGGGAAAGAUUGGGAGAAGGAGGAAAGAAACUUGAAUGCUUCUAUCUGGAUCCUCGAAAUCUUCUCAAGCCACUGUCUGCAUUGGUCAUGCACGUGAGGGCCGACCUCUCGCCCAAUCGAGCAGCUGACCUGCAAAACGAAGACAUCAUUGAGCGAUCAUAUCCAUGCUUCAAACACAUUUGGAGUCGUAAACGAGCCGAGUCCUGGUAUCUUGCAGCAUUAGCAGUAAAUCCGGGCUUCCAGGGUCAAGGCGCGGGGAAGAAACUGACACAAUGGGGAAUUGAGCAGGCGCAAGCUGAAGGUGUUUGCGCCUCGGUCAUUGCUGCUCAUGGAACGGAUGAAUUUUACAAGAAACUUGGGUUCUAUGAGCAGUUUGGUAGAGCAACUGAUGGGAUAGGGAAUCCGCUGGCUCAUGUCCAAGGGUCGAAUAUGUAUUGGUACUGGCCGCGGACUUAG